This is a messenger RNA of Neltuma alba, 2765 nucleotides long. Its product is annotated as transcription initiation factor TFIID subunit 5. Gene Ontology annotation, molecular function: protein binding; RNA polymerase II general transcription initiation factor activity. Gene Ontology annotation, biological process: transcription initiation at RNA polymerase II promoter. Lineage: Eukaryota; Viridiplantae; Streptophyta; Magnoliopsida; Fabales; Fabaceae. Bases 201 to 2210 code for a protein of 669 amino acids. Gene Ontology annotation, cellular component: transcription factor TFIID complex. The record is from RefSeq and is a predicted model, not a curated record. The transcript is spliced from 19 exons.
GAAUGGUUCUUCCCCAUCUGCUGCACUGUUCUUUGUCUUCUGAUAGAAAGGAGGCUGCUUUCCGUUUCCUGAGCUAAGCUUUCGUCCAAUCAAACGGCUCUUAAAAAGUUUCUCCGGAGCGAAAGCAUAACAGUACAAGAGGGAAGCUCUUCCCUACGAGUGCGAAAGUGAGGGUUUGGCAAAUUGGCUAAGAGAGACGAAUGGACGAAGAUCAAAUACUGGGUUUUGUCACUGCGUACCUGAGAAAGAAAGGGUUUACUCAAACGGAGCAUGCUUUUCAGGAGGAACUUCAACAGAAUAAGAACACUUCCUCCGCUAAUUCUCUUAUCGAACCCGACAUUGCCAAGCAAAUUCUUGCCUUCUCCACGUUAGAAAGUGGUCCUGCAAGAUUUCACGAUGGGUAUAGCAGACUCAGAUCAUGGGCAUAUAGUUCAUUGGAUUUGUACAAGCAUGAAUUAUUGCGUGUGCUUUAUCCAGUGUUUAUUCAUUGUUUUAUGGAUCUUGUGGCAAAAGGGCAUAUCCAAGAAGCCCGGAACUUUUUCAAUACCUUCCGUGAAGACCAUGAGAUGAUGCACUUACGAGACCUUCAGAAGUUGGAAGGUGUGCUUUCUCCUUCUCAUCUGCAGGAAAUGGAAUUCGCUCAUUCACUUAGACAGAGCAAAUUCAACAUAAAGAUAUGUCAGUAUUCCCACCAGCUUCUGUUGCAACAUCUCCGCGAUACGCAAUCCACCACUGUACUUGGUAUAAUUAAUGAGCACAUUGACUUCCAAGUUACUCCCGGACAACCUAGCUCAAUUUCUGAUGAUCCAGAGGCUGUUACGCUCUCUGGAAGCAGCCAGGACGCAGCAAAUCAGAUAAAUCAAAAAGAAAUACAUUGGGGGUUGCUUGAAGACUCUCUAGAAGAACGCCUAGAGAAGGCUGGUGCCUUGCUUUCCGAUUCUGAAAAGGGGGAAGGGGAAGCCAAAGAAGGGGACAAUGAAGAGAACAAGAAAAGAUCAAUUGAAGGGGGAAAGCAAGGUGCCUCAAUCAAGAAAGUAAAAAAGGACAAGGGUGGAAGUGCAUCUGGGAAAAGCGCAAAACCUGAUGCUAGUACUAUACCUGCAGCACCACGUGUUAAACCAGAACUUCCCUUGCCCAUAAUUCCAACAGAGGUAGAACAGUCUAUCCUUGAAGAUUUAAGGAACCGCGUACAAUUGAGUAGUGUUGCACUGCCUUCAGUUAGCUUUUACACGUUUCUCAAUACACAUAAUGGUUUAAGCUGCUCAUCAAUAUCCCACGAUGGUUCGUUGGUUGUUGGAGGGUUUUCUGACUCAUCACUGAAGGUUUGGGAUAUGGCAAAGCUUGGACAACAGACUGUCAGUUCUCUUUCACAGGGUGAGAAUGACACGUCUCAAAAUGAACAAGUACUUGGGCAAAGUGGUGGGAGAAGACAGUAUACAUUAUUUCAAGGUCAUUCAGGGCCAGUUUAUGCAGCCAGUUUUAGCCCUGUUGGGGAUUUUAUUCUUUCCUCUUCAGCAGACUCGACUGUUAGAUUAUGGAACACAAAACUUAAUGCAAACCUUGUUUGCUACAAGGGCCACAAUUACCCUGUCUGGGACGUUCAGUUUAGUCCUGUGGGGCAUUAUUUUGCCAGUGCUUCACACGAUAGAACUGCUAGAAUUUGGUCCAUGGACAGGAUACAGCCAUUAAGAAUAAUGGCUGGGCAUUUGUCUGACGUUGAUUGUGUGCAAUGGCAUACCAACUGCAACUACAUUGCUACUGGCUCCAGUGAUAAAACAGUUCGAUUAUGGGAUGUGCAGAGUGGGGAGUGUGUCCGGAUUUUCAUCGGUCAUAGGAGUAUGAUUUUGUCUUUGGCAAUGUCUCCUGAUGGUCGCUACAUGGCAUCUGGUGAUGAAGAUGGUACAAUCAUGAUGUGGGACCUCUCUAGUGGCAGCUGCCUCGCACCUCUGGUUGGUCACACCUCAUGUGUCUGGACACUUGCCUUCAGCUGUGAAGGUACUCUUCUUGCAUCUGGAUCCGCUGAUUGCACUGUGAAACUAUGGGAUGUGACUACGAGUGUAAAACUUCCAAGGACUGAGGAAAAGAGCGGGAGUACUAACAGACUCAGAUCAUUAAAAACUCUGCCGACCAAAUCUACCCCAGUUUCCUCUUUGCGGUUUUCCCGGAGGAAUCUGCUUUUUGCUGCCGGAGCUCUUGCAAGAAAUGGUUAAAAUAAGCUUGUAUCGAGUAAUAUAGCACAUAUUCUUCUAUUUUAUUCUUUAUUGGCAAGUCAUUGAAACUAUCAGUUGAGUUAUAAUAUUCUGUCAGGGUGCCAAAGAACUACCAUGCCUCCUUGAGAUCCUCACAGCAGACAUAUGCUAGUGCAACUUUUCAAUUUCUUCAGAACCAAGUCUUCAUGCAUUUAACAUUUCAAAAUGAAGUCUCUGCAUUAUGCUGUCCUACCGGGCAACCCAUAUGGACGCCAAGUGUAUGACUGUGAAAUAACUCCUUUAGUUCCUUUUUUUUUUUUUUUGGCCUUCAACUCCUUUAGGGCGUAGAAUAGAAACCUUUUGCCAGUUGAUUUGUUUAUUGAGCUCCAUGCCUCCUAACUAGUCUUUUUUCUCUCUGAAUUGUAUUAAGGAAAACAGUGAAACCUCGCAUGACUUUAUACUGGGAAAUAUUUUAUGGUUUUUUCUAACCUGUGAAUAUUUGAAUCAUAUGAUUAUGUAGCUACAAAAUUAAUGUCUGGACACAGGUAAAAGAAUUUGCCUAUCCGGGUACAGUUA